UCUUCUUUGGCGCCCUCGGUUUAAGAUUCAACUGUGUUAAAUCGCGCUCAGUGAGCAAACCUUGUAUUCCAAUUCUAUUCCUCGGUUGCUUUGUUUGUUUGGAAGCUCAGGACAGAACAUUAUCCACUUCUUUCUCAGGAAACCAGCUACUUUGCCAACAUGCAUGUCAUUAAACGAGAUGGACGCCAUGAGGGAGUCACUUUUGAUAAAAUCACAUCUCGCAUUCAGAAGCUUUGCUAUGGACUCAACUGUGACUUUGUGGACCCUGCCCAGAUUACCAUGAAGGUGAUCCAGGGUCUGUACAGUGGAGUCACCACUGUGGAGCUGGACACUCUGGCAGCAGAGACCGCGGCCACGCUGACCACCAAACAUCCCGACUACGCUCUCCUGGCAGCGCGUAUAGCCGUUUCUAAUCUCCAUAAAGAAACCAAGAAAGUAUUCAGUGAUGUGAUGGAAGACCUCUACAACUAUGUGAACCCCUUAAAUAAAAAGCACUCCCCUAUGAUCUCCAAGGAGAUGCAUGAUGUUGUACUGGAAAACAAGGGUCGCCUGAACUCAGCCAUCAUCUACGACCGAGACUUCUCCUACAACUUUUUUGGCUUUAAGACUCUUGAGCGGUCGUAUUUGUUGAAGAUUAACGGCAAAGUUGCCGAGAGGCCCCAGCACAUGCUAAUGAGAGUGGCGGUCGGGAUUCAUCAAGGAGACAUCGACGCUGCCAUUGAAACCUACAACCUCCUGUCAGAGAAGUGGUUCACUCAUGCCUCACCUACUCUGUUCAAUGCAGGCACCAACAAGCCACAGCUGUCAAGUUGUUUCUUGCUCGCCAUGAAAGAUGACAGCAUCGAAGGUAUUUACGACACCCUGAAACAGUGUGCCCUCAUCUCCAAGACAGCUGGAGGUAUUGGAUUGGCUAUUAGCUGUAUCAGAGCAACGGGCAGCUAUAUCGCUGGGACAAAUGGCAAUUCCAAUGGGCUGGUUCCUAUGCUUCGGGUCUACAACAAUACAGCACGUUACGUUGACCAGGGGGGCAACAAGAGACCCGGGGCCUUCGCCGUGUACUUGGAACCGUGGCACUCCGAUGUGUUUGACUUCUUAGAGUUGAAGAAGAACACUGGUAAAGAGGAGCAGAGAGCCAGAGAUCUGUUCUUUGCCAUGUGGAUCCCUGACCUGUUCAUGAAACGAGUGGAGAGCAAUCAGGACUGGUCUCUAAUGUGUCCCAGUGAUUGUCCUGGGUUAAAUGAAUGCUGGGGAGAGGAGUUCGAGCAGCUUUACACUCGGUACGAGAAGGAGGGCAGGGCCAAGCGUGUGGUGAAGGCCCAGCAGGUGUGGUACGGCAUCAUUGAGUCGCAGACAGAAACUGGUACACCGUACAUGCUCUACAAGGACGCCUGCAACAGGAAGAGCAACCAGCAGAAUCUGGGCACCAUAAAAUCCAGCAAUCUGUGCACAGAGAUCGUAGAGUACACAAGCAAAGACGAGGUUGCGGUGUGUAAUCUGGCAUCUAUUGCUCUCAACAUGUAUGUCACCUCAGAAAGGAGCUUUGACUUCAAAAAGCUUGCAUCGGUCACCAAAGUCAUUGUCAAGAACCUCAACAAGAUUAUUGACAUCAACUAUUACCCCGUGAUUGAGGCCGAGAGGUCUAACAAGCGCCACAGGCCGAUUGGAAUCGGAGUGCAGGGUCUGGCCGAUGCCUUCAUCCUAAUGCGUUUUCCCUUUGAAAGCCCGGAGGCCCAGUUGCUCAACAUUCAGAUCUUUGAGACCAUUUACUACGCUGCCCUGGAGGCCAGCUGUGAGCUGGCAGCGGAGCUCGGCCCCUACGAAACCUACGCCGGGUCUCCCGUCAGCAAGGGAAUCCUACAGUAUGACAUGUGGGAUAAAACCCCGACCGAUCUGUGUGACUGGGACGCAUUGAAGGCGAAAAUUGCCACGCAUGGCGUGAGGAACAGUCUGCUCUUGGCCCCCAUGCCCACAGCUUCCACCGCCCAGAUCCUGGGAAACAAUGAGUCCAUUGAGGCCUACACCAGCAACAUCUACACCCGCAGGGUGCUCUCGGGAGAGUUUCAGAUUGUGAAUCCUCACCUGCUGAAGGACCUCACCGAAAGAGGACUGUGGAGUGAAGAAAUGAAGAACCAGCUGAUUGCUCAGAACGGGUCAAUCCAGGGUAUUGAGGGGAUCCCUGACGAGCUGAAGCGGCUGUAUAAAACUGUGUGGGAAAUCUCCCAGAAGACUGUCCUCAAGAUGGCAGCAGAUCGUGGUGCCUACAUCGACCAGAGCCAGUCCCUAAAUAUCCAUAUUGCAGAGCCAAACUAUGGCAAACUGACCAGCAUGCACUUCUAUGGUUGGCAGUUGGGCCUGAAAACUGGCAUGUACUACCUGCGGACGAAGCCUGCCGCCAACCCCAUCCAGUUCACUCUCAACAAAGAGAAGUUAAAGGAGUCGGCCAAGACCGAUCAGGAGACCAAACGGAGCAACACUGCUGCCAUGAUGUGUUCUUUAGCCAACAAAGAAGAUUGCCUGAUGUGUGGUUCCUAAGUGAAGUUUGGUUCCCACAGAAAAAGGCACUUCCCCUUAUCCACCAGUUUCUCUAUUACAUGCAUUAGAUAUUCCAUUUUACAUACAGCACUGACUUUCAUCGCACAUUUUCAGGGAUUUUCUCAUGAAUUUUUUUGUAUCCAUUUUUGUAUAGAAUUAACAGGCCACAAAUAAUAUUUUGUGGUAUUUCUUUUUAUCAAUACAGUUUUAUUGUAAUGAGUUUUAUUAAUGGGAAAUUAAACUGGUCAUAUGAUGGUUAUAACAUAUGUGGCAUUACUUGUGAGAAUAUGUGAAGGUAAGAACAGGACUUACGUAUUAUAUUCAUAAAAGAAAAUAUUGAAGUGCCAAGUAUCUAGCAUGCUUUGUUUUUUAAAUGUUAUGUCAUCUUUAUUAGGACAUGAGCAGGGAGAGGGUAAACCAUGGAUCCUCUUUCAGGAUGCAGCUUCUGAGUUACAUAAAGGGUUUUUCUGUAAAAUUACAUAAAGUGUGCUUUAAUUAUCGACACUCUUCGGGACUCACAACACUAACAAUUGAAAAAUGUGACGGCGUCAAUCCAGUAAUCGUGCAUCGAAAGGGCGGCUCACGGUGUUUUUUUCCAUGGGAGGCCGGUCGGCCUUCGUCUUGGGACGGGUGCUGCUGCGGGUGAAGAAUUAAUGAACUGGUGUUUUCAUGUCUGUGACCUCAUGGGAGCAGAAUGUGUGAAGCAAGCUGAAACCUGAACUGUGGCAGGUUGUUGGUCUGCCACUUCCUGAAAAGCAACACUAAAGCAUCACUGGCUACAGUU
Molecule: messenger RNA, 3316 nt
Organism: Gasterosteus aculeatus aculeatus (three-spined stickleback)
Lineage: Eukaryota; Metazoa; Chordata; Actinopteri; Perciformes; Gasterosteidae
Product: ribonucleoside-diphosphate reductase large subunit
Biological process (GO): deoxyribonucleotide biosynthetic process
Cellular component (GO): ribonucleoside-diphosphate reductase complex
Molecular function (GO): ATP binding; ribonucleoside-diphosphate reductase activity, thioredoxin disulfide as acceptor
Source: RefSeq, a predicted model, not a curated record